This is a messenger RNA of Paraglomus occultum, 1019 nucleotides long. The record is from the annotation of a GenBank genome assembly. NCBI's taxonomy places the organism in Eukaryota, Fungi, Glomeromycota, Glomeromycetes, Paraglomerales, Paraglomeraceae.
GAGGAACAGUGGACCUGACCAUGCGAACAAUAAAGGCGGAUGGCAAACUGACUGAGGCUACGGAGAGGACAGGCGAAUUCUGUGGAGGAUCGUACGUUGACCAAGAAUUUCUUAAGUAUGUCGGAAAAAAAGUUGGAGCAUCUGCUGUGGAAAUGUUAAAAGAGAAUCAUUACGGGCAACUUCAAUAUCUGAUACAAGGCUUCUGCUCACAAAUCAAGUAUGAUUUCAACGAUAACCCCAAGGAUUAUAAAUGUCAAGAAAUGGAUCUGGAGGAAUUAUGCCCAGCAAUAAAACAAUAUGUGAAAGGAAGUGAGAGGCUACAGAUUGAAGAAGAUGAAUGGAUAAUCGAAUUGGAUUAUGAAACUGUCAAGAGCUUCUUUGACCCGGUUGUAACGAAAAUCUGUGCUUUGAUCCGGAAGCAGCUGUCUGCAACCCGUAAGAAAUGCUCCGCAAUGUUUGUUGUUGGCGGAUUCUCUACUUCACAGUAUCUAUUCAAAAAAAUAAAGAAAGAGUUUGAUAGUCGAGUAUCAGCCAUAGCAUCACCACCUCAUCCAAUAGCAGCAGUAAUGUAUGGAGCUGUCUUUUAUGGAAUAAAUAAAUCUGUUGUAGAGACGCGUGUGCUUAAGCGUACAUACGGUCUUGAGCUGACUGAAACUUGGUCUUUCAAACAUCCGAUUGAACGCAAGAGAGACUCUGGUGGCGUGUAUUAUUUCCAUACGAUGGCUCAGCGAGGAACCGAAGUGCCAGUUGAUAAGAGUUUCUUGCAGGACGUAGUUCCAUUUAAACCCAGUCAAACCAGCCUGAGACUUAGUGUCUACACGACUUCACAAGACGAUGUGACAUAUUGUGAUGAUCCAGGAACGGAGCUUCUUGGAACCUUGGUAAUUGAUUUGCCUGAUCCUUACACAGAGAGAGAAGUGGAAUUUACACUAACAUUCGGGGCUCACGAAACGAAAGUGAAGGCGCGCAAUAAAGUGAAUGGACGGAUAUACACAGCGUCAUACAAACUGGUUUUGUAG